Messenger RNA from Acanthisitta chloris (rifleman), 1235 nucleotides. RefSeq names its product midasin-like. The record is from RefSeq and is a predicted model, not a curated record. Gene Ontology annotation, biological process: ribosomal large subunit assembly; rRNA processing. Bases 37 to 1119 code for a protein of 360 amino acids. The transcript has 9 exons. NCBI's taxonomy places the organism in Eukaryota, Metazoa, Chordata, Aves, Passeriformes, Acanthisittidae. Gene Ontology annotation, cellular component: preribosome, large subunit precursor.
GGGGAUGUGGAGCCAGAGGUCCAGAAUUCUGACUCGAUGGAUGUUGAUGACUCUACAACAGAGAAGCUACCACAGGUGGCUGAAGAGAAGCCAGAGAGAAGCAAAGACUCAACCAUCCAUACAGCACAUCAGUUUUUGAUGGACACUCCCCAGCACAUCGUUAGAGAUCCUGAAGAGCUAAGGAAGGAACUUGAAAGGCAACUGGAAGCUUGGCAGACACAGCAGCCUGGAACUCCUGAGGAGGAGAAGGAAGCAGCACAGUUGUGGCAGAGGUACUUGGUUCUGACAGCUCCUCUGUCACAGCAGCUUUGUGAGCAGCUGCGACUCAUACUGGAACCCACUCAGGCAGCCAAACUGAAAGGAGACUACAGGACGGGGAAGAGACUGAACAUGCGCAAAGUGAUUCCGUACAUUGCCAGUCAGUUCCGCAAGGACAAGAUCUGGCUGCGAAGGACCAAGCCCAGCAAGAGACAGUACCAGAUCUGCUUGGCCAUUGAUGAUUCCUCUAGUAUGAUAGACAAUCACUCGAAACAGCUUGCCUAUGAAUCCCUGGCAGUCAUUGGAAACGCGCUGACUCUUCUCGAGGUGGGACAGAUUGCUGUGUGUAGCUUUGGAGAGACUGUUCAGCUGCUGCACCCGUUCCAUGAGCAGUUCAGUGACCACUCAGGGACACGGAUCUUGAGGCUUUGCAAGUUCCAGCAGAAGAAGACCAAAAUAGCUCAGUUUCUAGAAUCAUCAGCAAAUAUGUUUGCUGCAGCACAGCAGUUGUCUCAAAAUAUUAAUCCUGAAACAGCUCAGCUGCUUUUGAUUGUGUCUGAUGGAAGAGGUCUGUUCCUGGAAGGCAAGGAACGAGUGACAGCAGCAGUUCAAGCAGCUCAGAAUGCCAAGAUCUUUGUUAUUUUUGUAGUGUUGGACAAUCCUAAUUCCCGGGAUUCCAUUCUGGACAUUAAAGUUCCUAUCUUCAAAGGACCUGGAGAACUGCCUGAAAUCAGAUCCUACAUGGAAGAAUUCCCAUUUCCCUUCUACAUGAUCCUUAGGGAUGUGAAUGCUCUUCCAGAGACUCUGAGCGAUGCUCUCAGGCAGUGGUUUGAACUGGUCACUGCCUCAGACACUUUGUAGGUGAAAUCAGGACCUGAUGUGCUCCUAAACUGCUGAAAUAACCAAAACAGCCUUUCCCUGGAGGGGCCACAAGGCUCUUCCCAACCAGGAUUAACUGCAGGAGCUGCCCUGGGGCA